CAUCUUCAUCAAUGCUUCAUCACUUCUGAUCUCAUUCAUUUCCUUUGUCUUUCUUUCACUACAAACAACACAACAAGCUAAGGAGAAUUAAGCUCAACAAUGGAUCAACUGGAAUCGUGUGUGCCACCCGGCUUUAGAUUUCACCCAACAGAAGAAGAACUCGUGGGCUACUACCUCAACCGAAAGAUCAACGCUCUGAAAAUUGAUCUAGAUGUUAUCAUCGACAUUGACCUCUACAAAAUGGAGCCAUGGGACAUUCAAGCGAGAUGCAAUCUAGGUUAUGAUGAACAGAACGAGUGGUACUUUUUCAGUUACAAAGACAGGAAGUACCCGACGGGAACUCGGACAAAUCGAGCCACCGCUGCUGGAUUUUGGAAGGCGACGGGGAGAGACAAGGCAGUACUUUCCAAGAACAAUGUAAUUGGAAUGAGGAAGACGCUGGUGUUCUACAAGGGACGUGCACCUAAUGGAAGAAAAACUGAUUGGAUAAUGCAUGAAUAUCGGCUUCAAACUUGUGAAAAUGGACCUCCUCAGGAAGAAGGAUGGGUGGUGUGUAGGGCAUUCAAAAAACCAAGCCCUAAUCAGAGGCAAGGCUAUGAAGCUUGGGACCAUGCUUACUAUCUCAGACCUCCAUCAUCAUCAUCAAAUUCUGAUACUCUUAUGCUUAAUCAUCAUCCCAGUCAGCCCACGAAUUUUCAUCACCACCCUUUUGUUUCUGAUCUAGAAUAUUUUCCCAUUAGUAAUCAAACUUUCUCGGAAAAUCAACUUGUUGAACUUCCUCACCUGGAUAGCCCAACUCUUUCGACAGGUUUCACUGCAAAAGAUCAAGGCCGCUUGCAACAUAACAACAAUAUUCUAACCAGUGAAGAUUUUGGUGAAGAAGAAAAGAGCAACAAUGGCAAGUACGAUAAUAUUGAUUGGAAAGAUUUGGAUAAUUUACUUGCAUCUCAGUUGGUUUCCUUCCCCAACAAUUUGCCAUCUUUAUCGACUCAGAAUAAUAAUUUUGACAUUGAAGCUCAAACAAGUGUUCAUAUGUUUGGAUGUUUGCAUGAGUUGUAACCGUUAAAUGCCUCUAUUUUUGUGGUUAAUUUCAGUAUAUUGAUGGAUGAUGAAUAUUACUCUUGAUUUGAUUAAAAAUAAUCAAGAGUAAUUAGACUAAGAUUUCCUUUCUUUAGAAGCAGUUUAAAAUAUUAAAGCAUAUUUACAUUGAGCAAAGUAGGUGAAAGUUUUGAAUUCACCUCUUUGAGCAAUUACUUGUUCAUAUAUGUAAUUGCGUAAUUGUAAAUAUGUGCACUAAUGCUUUCAUAUUUACUAAUUAAAGGGAUGUUAAAUUAAAUA
Mangifera indica (mango) is the source of this 1338-nucleotide messenger RNA. RefSeq names its product NAC domain-containing protein 30-like. The transcript is spliced from 4 exons. The record is from RefSeq and is a predicted model, not a curated record. Gene Ontology annotation, biological process: regulation of DNA-templated transcription. Gene Ontology annotation, molecular function: DNA binding. The coding region runs from base 100 to 1059 and encodes 319 amino acids. NCBI's taxonomy places the organism in Eukaryota, Viridiplantae, Streptophyta, Magnoliopsida, Sapindales, Anacardiaceae.